AUGGCAGCACCGUCGUCAGUCACCUUGGUCCCGAUGGACGGGACCGAUAUAGGGGUGACCCUCGCCUCUUUGGGGCACAACUUUGGAUUGGACGACAAGGUGGUGCAAGCUCUUGUGGCGACCAAGGUCCAGAACUUAGAAGAGCUCCGUUACUUUUUCGCUGACGAGGCGGCGGUUGAUCCCUGGCUCAAAAAGACCUCCUUGGGAGAAGAGCACAACAUCCAGGCUGCCCGACUCAGGCGUUGCUGGGCCGCGGUACGGCUCUACUUCAGCCAAUCCGAAGCCGAUCGAUCUAAGGUCGCGUUGGCCGAUUUGGACUGCAUCCUGGGGGAAGGGGAGCUCAGAGAUUUGAAGACGAACUUUUGGCGGAGGUACCGCCAACGCUUUCCCCCGGAAGUGCACCCCUCUGACCACCAACUCCUGUCCUCAGUGAAGAAGCGAAAGCUAGCACCAAACUUGUACACCGAGGAUGACGACCCAGAGGAGGCAGUGGUGAAGGACUCAGACUCCUAUUUGGAUCGGCUUUUCACCCUUUGCCUGUCCUACGCGUUGGCAGGCACCACAGCCAUGCCUGGCGCUCCGGCAGCUCUCGAUGAGGCCACGCUGGGAGCCGACUCUACGGCCUUUGUCGCUGUCCCGUUGGAUGUGGCGAUGACCUACUGGUUUCGUGCGAAACGGACCGCCGCCGCCAUCCCGGCCCCUCGGCGCCUGUCCUGGCUCCAAGCUCGCGAUCAAGAAGAGAGGACCGAGUGGGUCGCCCGCUUUCGGGACUCGCAGAAAAGCCUCGACCAAGUCAUGAAAGAGGUGUUCAUUGCGCAUGAUCCGCAUUGGUUGCCAAUGCUGGGAGGAGGAUCGCUGUUCCAGACGAUGGCCAAUGUGGCAGGAAAGAAGGUGGCGGCCGUCAUGAAGGACGGCAAAGUCCUUUGCCAAGACUAUCAGCGCGGGAAAUGCAACCGCGCUCCCUCUGCUCAGGCUCCUUUGCUGGCCGACCUUAUGUCGGGACCUGAGAUGCCGAUUGCCAAAGCUUUUCUGUGGUGUGGCUGGCGGGUUUUGCCAGUGGAUCUGCUCAUCGAUCCAUCUCACGACCUAGCCGAUGCUAGGAGGCAAAAGUCCUUGGAGGACCAGCUGCAGGAUGCCGCUUUUCUCUUUGCCGCGCUGGAUUGUUCGACUAAGUCACGAGCCCGGGAAAUCCCCCGCGUCUUUGAGGACGGUCGUGCAGCCCCUGGCCCCCUGCGAUCCGGGCGGUACCCGGAGGGCUUACCCAGUCUUUCGGGAGCCGAGGCCGAGCGUGUUCGUCGGGACAACGCGGCAUGCAGCUGGGUCCUGCAGCAGAUGCAGAAAGUGCACGCGAGGGGCGGCGGCUGUAUCCGUGAGAAUCCAGCCAAUUCCUUGCACUGGCGUUUGCCAGCCGAGGUCGAGAUGCAGGCUUCGGGCGAGUGGUAUGACACAACUUACUCCGCAUGCGUGUUUGCCGGAGCGAGGUGCAAAUCUCAGCGCCGGCACAAUGUGGAUGAAAUCGCUUCUUGGCCACCUUUGAGCUGCCAGCACUUCCAUAACCCAGCCGAGUGGGACCCAGUGCUUCGUGACGGGCAUCCAGUGUAUCCUAGCAAGGAGGAGGCCGAGUAUACCGCCCCCCUGUCUUUUUCGAUCGCCAUCGCUGCCUCUUGGUGGGCGGCACGCAAGGGAUUUGCAGUGAUGCGCUUUCACAGGCUCCCGCCCGUCGAGAGAACGGGCCGUUGCGAACACUGGCUGGAUAUCGACCCGCGAGCUUUGCGCUCCUGGGCCAUGGCACCGUUGGCGAUCUCGCUGGGAUUGCGCCCCGUCGAUGUGCCGGGAACGCAGGAUCUCCCUUCUCGAGACCUGGCCGAGACGAAAGUCUUGGAGAAAGGGGCUGUGGUCCUGCGCUUUCGGAAGCUUUUCCCGGAACCUUGGUUUCACGGCUUCCGGUUUCCCAUGAUCGAGGACUUGGUCAACCAAGCACCGUUCGACCUUUUCAGUCGGUGGCUUGCCGAGCGCGAUGGCGAGUGGGAGGGACCCCUCGUUCCGGUGGCAGCCGACCGGCAACAGCGUCUUCGCCAAAGGACAGCCGAUGGUCAGCAAGUGGGAGCAUCCAAUCAUCGUGCCGCGUUGCCACCGCUCCUCCCCUUUGGCCUCUCGGUGGACGAGCACUUUGAGCGUUCUCUCUGCCUGGGCACGCAACCUCUCCCUACGGAGCGGCCGCCCGUCCUGGACUCCGACUUGUUGUUUGCAGCCAGCGUUCACGCGCAGCAGCGGGGCAACCUGCGUGGGCUUCGACAGCGAGCGAUUGGAGCCCUGACGGAGCUUAAGCGACGCUGGGGCUCAGUGAGUGAUCGCCUUCGUUCGCUCCAGCCCCCGGCCAUACAACGAGCCACUCGGCAACGCGACCUCCGGUUCACGGCCUUGCUCCUCGCUUUGGUCAGCUGGGGAGAUGCGACCUACCCAUACGGCCUGGCCCUCGGCCUGCCGGCCGUUGGGUUUGCACCACCGUAUGGCAUCUUCCCGGAGCAACAGGUCCCUUUUGUCUCUUUCGAGCAAGCCCUUGGCGAUUGGCAGGAGCACAACGCCACCACCAUCAAAAAGCUGAAGCCAGGCAAGCUCGAUCAAGUGCUGCUCGAACAGUCCACCGGCGACGCGCAGCAAGGCUUCUGCACGCCGCCUUUGUCUUUUUCGGCUUUGCAGCGCGAGGUCCGCGGGUUGCCCUUCCGUGUGAUACCGAGGUGCGUCAUUACGCAGGGUUCUGGCAAGCACCGUAUUAUAGACAAUGCGGCGGAUGGUGGGCAGUCGGCUGCUUCUUCGGACUCGAACAAGCUGGUCCUUUGUUCUCCUUUGCGGCCAGCGCAGCACCUCCGAGCGACCAUUGACCAGAUGUCCGAGGAGCAGCUCCAGGAAGCCCGGGAGAGCGAAGACUGGCCGAAUGCAUACAGGCACUCGCCCAUGGACGCCAAUGAGGCCCGUGCUUGUGUGGUCUGUUUUUGGCACCAUGAGUGGCAGCAGCCGGCCUUCCAGGUGUAUGCCGGGUUGUUGUUCGGUCUGCCCUUGGCCGUUACCUCCUUUAACCGCUAUUCGCGGCUGGUGGAAUCCCUCAGAAGGCGCUUGCUUCUGGUGCUGGUCUCCCUAUACUUCGAUGAUGCCAAUCUCGGGGACUGGCGGUCCUCUCGUGGCUCAGGCCAGUGGGCUUUCGGACAGCUCAACACGUUGCUGGGCACCCCCUUCGCCGAGCACAAGAGGCAACCGAUGGCUACCACAGGAGACUUUCUUGGCCUUUCCCACGAUGUGUCACAGGCCAUCUCCGCCGGCGUGAUCCGCUUCUGGCCCCGCCCUCGUAUCGUCUCCAAGCUCUAUGGUAUUCUCAAUUUCUUCGAGCAGGGGGUUUAUUCGGGAAGCCUGUGGGCCAUCAAAGAGCGACAGAAUGAGGCCUCCACAGCCCUCACCCAGGACCUGGCAGCCAAUUUCCGCUAUGUCAGGGCUAUCAUUCGGGCACGGCCAGAGCGCCUUCUGGCGGUGAUUUCUUUGCCUUGCGACCGAUUCGUCGCGGCUUCCGAUGCAGCCGAGGAGCCAGCCACCGGCGGUACCGGUGGUUUCCUGGUAGUCUGGUUUUCCGGAUUGAAGCAGACCAGGGAGGGAUUUGUUGCCGACAUCCAGCCCUGGUGGUAUGAGGUGUGGCAGCCUGCCGAGGUGCACAUCGCGCAGCUCGAGAUUUCAAUGCUGGCCUACGCCCUCCUCUGUCGCCCUCACCAGUUUCGCAAUCGACGAGGCUUCUGGUUUUUGGACAACCUAGCCGCGCUCCUUGCCCUCGUGAAAGGUCGGUCUGCUCCAAAGGAUCUCGAACGCUUCGCGCACAUGGUACAUAUUCUGUUGCUGGGGCUCAACACUCAGAUGUGGUUCGAAUACAUACCAUCAAAGAGCAACUGGGCGGACUCUAUCUCCCGACUAGGCUGGGCCGAUCCCUGGCACCCCAGCCAAUCUUUUUCAACCAGGUCGGUUCACUUCCCACGUGUUGUCUGGGACCUGCCACCUGCCGCACUGCUUACGUUGGCACACUUCCUCUAA
Molecule: messenger RNA, 4071 nt
Organism: Symbiodinium sp. CCMP2592
Lineage: Eukaryota; Dinophyceae; Suessiales; Symbiodiniaceae
Source: the annotation of a GenBank genome assembly